ACUUGACCCUUUCAAUCAUGUAUCAUAGCAUUUCACCUAAUACCCAAGGAUUCUUUUCAUCCUAUGCAGCACGUAUAAAGCAAUCACAGGAGAAUGCAUUACUAUUACCACCGAGCUAUGUCACGGGUAAAAGACAACAUUUAGGCGAUGACUCCGAUCAGGAUUUUGAAGAAUUGUUAGAAGCCAGUGAUAAUGAAGGCGACACAGAACCUGUCGCUGGACAACAGCGAAAUACACGAUCCACUGUAGCAGCAGCAGCAGCCAUUGUAGAUGCCGAAGCUAAGUCAUUGGCUGCCAUUAAUGAGCAGAACAAGAAUCUGCCAAAGAAUCCUCACAAUAAAAACCACAUGAUUCCCAAUGUGCUGGAAUUGGAGCGCAUGUCGGAAAUAGCCGAAGUAUUGGUACCCAUUCGUCUUGAUAUUGACCUCGAUGAAGUCAAAUUAAGAGACGUGUUUGUUUGGAAUAUGAAUGAACAAUUUUUGACACCUGAAAUGUUUGCCGAGUUAUUAUGUGAAGAUUUAUACCUGGAACCUAGUAAAUUUGUUAAACCUAUUUCAGAAUCGAUUCGAACACAGGUCGUUGACUUUGAAGCCAUACAUGAAUAUGAAUUACCACCCAAUGGAAGUCACCGUGUUGAAAUAAAUUUAGAUCUCCAGAUUGGAAAAGUCAAUUUGCGAGAUAAAUUUGAAUGGGAUUUAAAUAAUGCAAACACAAAUGCGCCCGAAAUAUUCAGUCGACAAUUAUCUGCCGAGCUUGGAUUGGGAGGAGAAUAUGUGGGUAUCAUCGCACAUGGCAUUCGAGAUCAAUUAUUCAGACAUCGAAAGCAAAUUGUGGACGAAUAUGAAGGUUUGGAUAGUAAAAAGGACGAUUAUCUGGAUUCUGGAUUUAGAAAAGUAACAGAGGCGAGCAAAUGGGCGCCGCAACUCGAGGUCUUAUCCAAUGACGAAUUAGAAAAAUUAUUAAUUGCCCAAGAAAGAAAUAUCAGAAGACUUCGAAGAGAAACUAGAUUCAAAAGAAGUAGUAGACGGGCUCCUACCAUCAGAUCAUAAAAAUAAUAAAAUAAACCCCAAAUUAGGAUAAUAGAAAUCACA
Molecule: messenger RNA, 1091 nt
Organism: Mucor mucedo
Lineage: Eukaryota; Fungi; Mucoromycota; Mucoromycetes; Mucorales; Mucoraceae
Exons: 4
Coding region: 18-1049 (343 amino acids)
Biological process (GO): chromatin remodeling; regulation of transcription by RNA polymerase II
Cellular component (GO): nuclear chromosome; nucleus
Molecular function (GO): transcription coregulator activity
Source: RefSeq, a predicted model, not a curated record